This is a messenger RNA of Petromyzon marinus (sea lamprey), 2415 nucleotides long. The record is from RefSeq and is a predicted model, not a curated record. Lineage: Eukaryota; Metazoa; Chordata; Hyperoartia; Petromyzontiformes; Petromyzontidae.
GUGGCGGUGGUGGCGGUGGUGGCGGUGGUGGUGGAGGAGCAGGAGGAGGUGGUGAACUUGGGACUUGCUCACGUGGUGAGCGGAUGGGCGUGAGGUGACGGAACGACAGGCUCUACCCACCCGAGCGUGAGGGGCCAUGAUCCCCGUCACCGACCUGCGCUACUUUGCUGACACCCACCAGAGCUUCCGUGUGCUCAAGCCCUGGUGGGAUGUCUUCAUGGACUACACGGCCAUGGUCAUGAUGAUGAUCGCUGUGUUUGGCGGAACCCUGCAGGUCACCCAGGACAAGAUGAUCUGCCUGCCCUGCAAGCACUUUGAGGGCGACCGCUGCCUGGCGUCCAGGGCGGAUGUCCUGGCCGUGGUGUCGCUCAACGCCUCUCGGGAGGCCGCGGCCGCGGGCUCGUCCACCUCGUCGUCCACCUCGUCGUCCACCUCGUCGUCCACCUCGUCGUCCACCGCGUCGUCCACCUCGUCGCAGGUGGCGAGUCACCGGCGAUCAGCGGUGCGCGCCGACCUGGACCGCCAGCAGUACUCGUACGUGGACGCGGUGUGCCACGAGCGGGUCCUCCACUGGUUCGCCAAGUACUUCCCCUACCUGGUCCUCCUGCAGACGGCGCUGCUGCUCGCCUGCUCCAACCUGUGGCUCCGCUACCCCCGCACCAGCUCCAAGCUGGAGCACUUCGUCUCCAUCCUGGGGCGAUGCUUCGACUCGCCGUGGACCACGCGGGCCCUGUCCGAGACGGCCGUCGGCGAGGAGGCCGCCGGGGUGGCCGCCGACCUCCGCAGGCCGUCGGCGGCGGCGGUGCCGCGCGGAGGCGGCGGAGGCGGCGGAGGCAGCGGAGGCAGCGGAGGCGGCGGAGGCGGUGGAGGCGGUGGUGGGUCGGUGUCGUCCGUGGAGGCGCUGCGGUACCGUGCGUCGCGACUCAGCCAGGACAGCUUCACGCCAUCCAUUGGAUAUCCCCAGGGGCUUCCUCGGUCUCCGACGAGCGGAGAUCCCAACGCCACGGACUUCCCCUGCGGAGGAGGAGGAGGAGGCAGCAGCCUCCUGGACCGACAGGAGGGAGAGCAGGCACGUGCCCUCUUUGAGAAAGUGAAGAAGUUCCGUGGCCACGUGGAGUGCAGCGAGUGUGUGCACGCCGUGUACCUGCGCCAGGCGUGGCUGCGCACGGUGCUGCUGGUGGCGGCGCUGGGGCUCACGCUGGCGUCGGCGCGGGGGAUCCGCUUCGACGUGGACUGCGCUGUCAGCCUCGGAGCCUUCACCGGCUACCGCGUGUACCGCUGUGCACACUCUCUGGCCACGCUCUUCAGGGUGCUGUGCCUGCUGUACGUGGCCCUACUGCUGUUCUACGGGGCCGUGUGUGUCUACACGCUGCUGUGGAUGGUGGUGGUGGUUGUAGUGGUUGUUGUAGUGGUUGUUGUUGUUGUGACGCUGUGUGUGCUGUGCCUGCUGUACGUGGCCCUGCUGUUGUUCUACGGGGCCGUGUGUGUCUACACGCUGCUGUGGAUGGUGGUGGGGCGCUCUCUAAAGCGUUACUCGUUUGAGAAUGCCCGCGAGGAGAGCGCCUUCAGUGACAUCCCGGACGUGAAGAACGACUUCGCUUUCCUUCUGCACCUCAUCGACCAGGUUGACCCCCUGUACUCGAAGCGCUUUGCCGUGUUCCUGUCCGAGGUGAGUGAGAACAAACUGCGUCAGAUGAACCUCAACCACGAGUGGACGCCCGACAAACUGCGCCAGAAGAUCGGCCGCUCGGCCAGCGGCGGCCGAGCCGAGCUGCACCUCUUCAUGCUCGCAGGCCUGCCGGACGGCGUGUUUGAGGUGGUGGAGGUGGAGGCCCUGCGACUGGAGCUGCUGUGCGAGGCGACGCUGUCACCGGCGGUGGCACGUCUGGUGAAUCUGUGCGAGCUGAGCCUGCUGCACACACCCACGCGGGCCGACCCCUCGGCCCUCGCCUUCCUCGGAGACCGCCUCAAGGUCCUGCGUCUCAAGUUUUCUGAGCUGAGCGAGGUGCCCCCCUGGAUCUGGAGUCUCAAGAACCUGGAGGAGCUCCACCUCACCAGCAGCCUAGGACCUGGAGACCCAUCACAGCAGCGCAUUGGGCUCACGACUCUUGAGAACCUGCGUGCUCUCCGCGCUCUGCGCUCCUUGACGCUCCGCCUGCGGCUGCCGCGGCUGCCGCCGGCGCUGUGUGAGCCGGGCGGCCCGGCGCUCCGUCGCCUCGGCGUGGACAACGAGGGGGCGCCGCUCGGGCUGCCCGCCGGGGCCCUGCGCCGCUUGGCCACCCUCGCGGCGCUGGAGCUGACGCACUGCGACCUGGCCCGGGUGCCCCAAGCCGCCUUCACGCUGGCCAACCUGCAGGUCGCGCGCCGGGGGAGGCCCACGCCACUACCGCCGCUACCGCUACUACCAGCACUACC